Molecule: messenger RNA, 721 nt
Organism: Magallana angulata
Lineage: Eukaryota; Metazoa; Mollusca; Bivalvia; Ostreida; Ostreidae
Product: disintegrin and metalloproteinase domain-containing protein 10-like
Exons: 4
Coding region: 104-403 (99 amino acids)
Source: RefSeq, a predicted model, not a curated record
UAAUGAAGGACCACUACAACGACUGAAGAACUUGAUAUUUAACGAAAAAACGCUUGCCAAUAUAAAGAACUUGAUUAUUGAAUAUUGGUGGGCCGUCUUACUGAUGGCUAUAGGCCUUAUCCUGUUUAUGGGAUUGUUCAUCAAGUUCUGUGCUGUGCACACACCCAGCUCAAAUCCUAACGCCAAACCAGCCUUGAAAUUGACGGACACACUGAGGCGACGACGUCGUCAGCCAGAGCAACAGUACCGGGCACAGAACCACGACACUCAGUAUCCUUUGAUAGUUGGCCCAUCGGGACCCCCGCCGCCAUACUCAGCACACGGAGGCCCACCACAGGGGCACAGGAAGGGGGCAGGGGCUAAAGGCGGGAGAUACAAUAAUUUAGAAAUGCGCAAAGUUUGAACCAUAUAUCAUCUAAAUUCAGUUCAUCGUAUUUAAUGAUUUUUUUUAACGAAUGUACACUAGAAGAACAACAUUUCCAUAUGUGUUUUGAAUGAUGUACUCCUUUGGUAUUUUUGAUAAUAUUACAUUUGUGUUAAAGAUACAGAUCUGUGUUCAUUACUUUUUAAAUCAUUAUGCAAACAGAAUUCCUAUUUUCAAGAACAAUAUGAAGGGGUAUUGAGGUUUCAAUUGCCAAUUGUUUUUAUGUUAAAAUAAUUUUCUUCUGUAUUUCUGUAUUUUGGUAGAAUGAUAUUACAUUUAGGCAUUUUUGAUCGUUAA